GAUAAUAUUUAUUUUGUUUGUCCGAUGUGUUGAUACUUAAUAGACAAAGUUCUUCUGUUAGUGGCAGUUUAACAAAAUCUGUCCGACCAUAAUUGGUAGGUGCACGAAAGGUGAAAGGUGCCCACUCUGUGAAGACAUAACCCGGAAUUUGAAAUGCUACAGUGUACAAGUUGGUGACACUAGUUUGUAGGAAGAGAUUUAGAAAUUUACAAACGUUUAUCUAUCUGUGUUAAGAUGUCGCAUUUAUCACCUCAAAUGUCCGCAUUACCAGCCUCCAAGUUGAACAUUCCCCCUAAAACCUCUCUUUCGGCCUGCACGGAUGCUAGUCGGGCUAUCCUCCACGACAGUCCCUUCCCCACAGGAAUGGCGAUCCCGUACCUCGCUCGAAUCGGAAACCUAGGAGAGUCUUUGUAUGCUACUAGCCCGGUGACCCCGAACGCAUUAGGUGUGGAACCCUCGGCUUUUUACCCGCUGUCCGGAGCUUCCCCUGCCCUGGGAUUGGACCGAUCACCGGAAUUCUGGAAAAACCUCCAGCACCCCUCCUUGGUUUAUCCGAUGGACCCCAUGAUUGGGAUGCAUCCCUACGGCGCAUUCUAUGGUGGACUUGACUUAAACAAUGCUGCCCGUCGUAAGAAUGCCACAAGGGAGACAACCAGUGCCUUGAAGGCCUGGCUGUACGAACACCGGAAAAAUCCCUACCCCACGAAGGGCGAGAAGAUCAUGCUGGCCAUCAUCACUAAAAUGACGCUGACCCAGGUCUCCACCUGGUUUGCUAACGCCAGAAGGAGGCUGAAGAAGGAAAGCAAGCUGGGAUACAAAGAACGGGAUAUCGACGGAAGUGACGUAGAAUCUAUUGGGUCUCCGGCGGAAACGGAUGAUGAGAAAACCAGAAUAGGUUCGGCGUCCUCGAGCUUUAUAGCCAAGCUGGACAGUGAGAAUGACGAAGACGCAGACGUGAAGGUGACAUCAGACAUCUCUGAUUUCUCAGACGAGGAGGACGACGAAAGUAGGGAAAGGAAAGAACGCCUCAGCCCCAUCCACUCGCAGUCACAAACCAAUCAAAAUGAAAAUGCUGCUGCAGUUGCUGGUUUCAGACUUCCAAACGCCCCCAUUGGCCAAUCAACAUCACGUGAUUCAAAUAACUCAUCGCAAUCAAAUUUGAGACCAAAGAUUUGGUCGAUUGAUGAAAUAAUGAAUAAAGACAAAACAAUUAGUGAACAUUCAAGAGUUCCUUCCCAGUUCAAUCCCCUGCUGCAGUCUCUUAAUGCGUACCACUCGCAAUUACGAAACGAAAGGGCUACAUCACAAGAACCCAAAAAUCAAGAACAGCUAAAACGUUACAGUGAUACUUUGAAACAAUUACCUUACCGGAAAUCAAACUCGGAGACGGCAUUGAACCUGGCAAUUAGUGAUAAGGAUGGAUUAAACACAGCACGAACCGGACCGGCAUCCAAACCAUCCGCUACAGGUAGGAUCAGCGUGUCAAUAAAGCUUUGUUUGGUCAAAGCAAUCCCCAUGUUUGCAAACGUUUCUCUAACUGUAAUUUAGGGAUCAAAUUGUGUGUGAAGAGAUUUUAAUUAGAAUAACAUUAUCUAGAUGAUGAACUCAUUGACAGUUUACUGUUUGUAAGAAAGUUUUCGUGACUAGAUAGCUUGUUUGACAUGUAUCGUACAAACAUUUCACACACUGCCGAGGUCGAUGUUUGUUGUUGUAUUCGGGUUAUCAGUUUACCACUGUUUUUGUGUCACUUUAUCCAUUUAUGACAAAACCUCGCAGAAA
This is a messenger RNA of Magallana angulata, 1779 nucleotides long. RefSeq names its product iroquois-class homeodomain protein IRX-6-like. The coding region runs from base 235 to 1548 and encodes 437 amino acids. The transcript is spliced from 5 exons. Gene Ontology annotation, biological process: neuron differentiation; regulation of transcription by RNA polymerase II; cell development. The record is from RefSeq and is a predicted model, not a curated record. Gene Ontology annotation, cellular component: nucleus. NCBI's taxonomy places the organism in Eukaryota, Metazoa, Mollusca, Bivalvia, Ostreida, Ostreidae. Gene Ontology annotation, molecular function: DNA-binding transcription factor activity, RNA polymerase II-specific; RNA polymerase II cis-regulatory region sequence-specific DNA binding.